CUUUUUUUGUUUCCGUUUGCAAUGCAAUCCCAGUCAAACUUGCCCGUGUGGCGCAUCCUCACUUCGCCCGUCCGCCCGGCGACCGUUGCGCUCGUCCACGGCGCUGCCAUCCGCAUCUUUGAUCUCGAGACAAAGACACAUGUAACGCCGCUCGAUCUGACAGUGACCCUCCCGCGCGACCACCCAGAGCACCAGCUGCUGCAGGAGGUGCUGGCCACGGCGACCAAGUCCAAGAGCCCGACGGCGGCGGCGGCAGUCCUGGCGGAGGCGACCAGCGAGACCUUCCGCAUUGCCACGGCCACGUUCGCGCCGGAUGGCCGCCACAUUGUCGCGGUGACGGACGCCAAGCAGGUCGUGGUCAUUGGCCAGACCGAUGCCAACGCUGGGCCGACCGCGUCGUGGGCGCUGCUCAGCAUCCGCCGCGUGUCCAAGCGCUGCAACGCCGUCGUCGUCGAUCCAGUCACCCUGAACGUGCUUGUUGGCGAUCGCUUUGGAGAUGUUAACAUGCUGCCGCUGCUGGGCAAGUCGUCCGAGCCGGUGGAGUCGAUGCAGCAGAUGGUCGACGCCGUCCGCGCCGAGCGCAAGCUCUUUGUUGAGAAGCACCUGGCUCUUCAACAGCAACAGCAACAGCAACAGUCACAACAGUCACAACAACUGCAGCAACAACAGCAGCAGCAGCAACAACCAAAGCGCGACAAGAGCGAAAAGAAACAGCAGGCUGGCGACGAUGAUGCCGAUGAAGAUCGCGCACAUAACGACGGCACCGUCCUGAUGGGCCAUCUGUCCAUGAUUCUCGAUCUCCAACUCAACCAAAAGAGCAACCGGCUGUUCACCGCAGACAAGGACGAAAAGGUGCGCGUGAGCCACUUCCCUAACGCGUACAACAUUGAGUCGUUCUGCCUCGGACACACGCGCUCUGUUUCGGCGAUUGCACUGCUGCCGUCGCCCUCGAGCGGUGCUGCCGAGCUUCUUGUCAGCGGCUCGCUUGACGGCACAGUCCGGCUGUGGAACCCCGAGCAAGCCCGGUGCCUGCAAAUCCUCCCGCUGGCUGAUCCCGUCAUGUCUUCGUCAAUGGACACGAGCGCUACCAGCACGACCGCCGUGAGCGAACCCACUUUCCGCGUUGCGCACUUUGCUCGCAAUGUCGCUGCAGGCCAUAUUGCCGUCUCGGCCAUGCAUUUGCCAGUCGUGCACAUUAUUGCACUCCAACCGGACGCGACGCUGCAGCACGUUCAAACGAUUCAGACUGUCGCCAACGUUGCGCAUCUCGCUUUCGACACACUCGGGCGCCUUUGGAUUUCGCAAGAGUCGACCGAGCAACCUACAACUGUCUACGUCUCCGAUGGUGGCUCGUACAUUUCGAUCGGCGAGGAAGGUCAAGUUUGGUUGGCGGAGGUCAACAAGAAUGCGCUGUUCACUUCUUCGACCCAUCGUGUGGACGUGCUUGACGAGCUCGGCCGACAAUUCCUUCACGAUACCCGUGGCAUGGAUAGCUACCAAGCCAACAAGCAGCGCCGCGAGCAAGAGCGUCAGGAACGCCAAGAUGCUCACAAGCAACGAGUGGCUGAACUUAGCGCACGCAACCUCGCCGACCCGCGUCCACCAGCCGGCGAUGCCACCAGUCACAGCGACAAGCGCGCUCGGUUGGACGAUGCAUGAGGUUUUUUGAGUGCUGUGCAUUUUCGUGAUUGAAACCGGAACCAAGCAAUCGCUGUUUUUCUUCUUUUUUUUCCGUUAAGAAUUCGCACAGUACAUGUUAUCCAAACACGAAUUUGCUCAG
Molecule: messenger RNA, 1780 nt
Organism: Capsaspora owczarzaki ATCC 30864
Lineage: Eukaryota; Filasterea; Ministeriida; Capsasporidae
Exons: 4
Coding region: 22-1659 (545 amino acids)
Biological process (GO): RNA (guanine-N7)-methylation
Cellular component (GO): cytosol; tRNA methyltransferase complex; nucleus
Molecular function (GO): protein binding; tRNA (guanine(46)-N7)-methyltransferase activity
Source: RefSeq, a predicted model, not a curated record